This is a messenger RNA of Oppia nitens, 2815 nucleotides long. It is a transcript of the gene mio, whose product is annotated as GATOR complex protein MIOS-B-like. The transcript has 12 exons. Bases 94 to 2778 code for a protein of 894 amino acids. Gene Ontology annotation, cellular component: cytoplasm. Gene Ontology annotation, molecular function: protein binding. Gene Ontology annotation, biological process: cellular response to amino acid starvation; positive regulation of TORC1 signaling. Lineage: Eukaryota; Metazoa; Arthropoda; Arachnida; Sarcoptiformes; Oppiidae. The record is from RefSeq and is a predicted model, not a curated record.
UUAACAAAUGAUUUGAAUGCAAUUGAAAGCAAUAAUUAAAUAAUAAUUAAAUCAAAAAUAAUUAUUUAAAUUUAAAAUUCAAUAUAAAUAGUGAUGUCAUUGAUUAAGAUUGAUAUCAAUUGGUCGCCGAUUGCCGACAGAUUCAUCACAUUUGGUAACGAUCUGAAGCUCUUCCAGUGCGAGACAAUAGCUAAAGAGUCACCAAAAAGUUUUGCCGGGACUCAAUUGUCGGACAAAAUAUAUGCAAAUAUUAUCGCCACAAACAGCGAAAUACAGUUUGUUAAAUGUAUUGCAAUAAAUCCCAAACCGAUUCACUCGGAAAACGAUGUCCUGUUGGCCACCGGACACACGUCUGGCAAAGUACUGUUGACGAGCUUUCAUUAUAAUCCCGACAAUACGGGAGUCAUUGGACGCGAGUUUGUGCCGAAACACGCGCGACAAUGCAAUUGUCUGGACUGGUCUCUGGCCGACACCAAUUUGUUAAGUGCCGGUUUCGACCGCAUCCGCAAUGAUUACGCGGUACUUGUAUGGGAUGUCCAACGAAAAGCCAGUGUCAUAGCUAUGACUGAAAGCUAUUCACCGAAACCAUUACAUGAGUUAGCUUUCGGCGAAUUAACUCAUUCACUGAAGUGGCUGUUGAGCCACAAACAGGCCAUCAUUUGCGGAAUGAAUAACAAACAUUUGAAAUUAUUUGACUUAAGAGACUCCGGUAAACCAUUGUCUACCAUUACUAAAGCCGUCCACGGACUAGCAUUGGAUCCUAUCUAUGAUAAUAGAUUUUCAUCAUAUUUUGAAAAUUACAUUUAUGUUUGGGAUAUUCGCAACAUUGAAAAACCGGUCACUACUAUAGGACCCGAACCCAAACCUAUUGUGAAAAUAGAGUGGUCACCGACCAGAUCUAAUAUGUUGGCCUCACUUAUAAAAGAUGGGACCGGUAUUAAACUUUUUGAUAUAAAAGAUUACGUGAAUGCAAAUAAUGAUUUAGAGCCGGCAAUAAUUGACAGAAUAGUCAAUCCAUUUGACUUAUCAAAUAAAAGCAAAUUAUCAUCAUUUUCAUGGCAUCCGACACAUGAAUCACGAAUGAUUUUUGUCACACCUUCGGGAACAUUACGUGACUUUACUGUUGUCGAUAGGAUUACUUUGAACUGGUCACCAGUUUCGGAGAUAAUUUGGACACACGGCAAGAAGAUUCUUCAAUGUAUUGAUUCUAGAGAUACUGUUUAUGAGUCCAUUGAUGAUAUAGCCGUUAAAAUGCGUAAAUUAGCUUUAGAUGGUUAUGGACUCUCUAAUGACAAGUUGUGGCAAAUGUUUCCAAAUGAUACGACACUAUAUAAUGUCUGGAAAUGGAUUGAAUCACAUUUAGUUGACAAAGAAAAGAAUACAUCACUAUUGGCAAAGAAUCUGAUCACCAAUGAAGAAGAUCUUAUCAAUUCACAGGACGCCCAACGACUUUAUGGCGUCCGAUCUAUUCUUAUGGAAAGUGAUACCAAAUUGAAAAUCCAAAGCGAAGUCGUUAUCUUUCAUAAUGAAAGCAAAUCAUUUGAUAAGAAUCUCUCAAAUAAUAUAAUUAAAAAAUAUUAUAAAAGUAACGAUAGACGCAAAGCCCUAUUGCAUUGCGGAUGGGAUACAAAUUUUGAUAGCGACUCACAAAAUGCACGAUUAGUCCAAUCUUUGGUGACCAGUGGCCAAUUUACCCGUGCGGCCGCUGUCUUAAUAUUUGGCGGCGGAAAAAUUAAGAAAGCAAUUAAUACAUUGAAAAUGGGAGCUGAGGUCGGCAAAGAUAAAUCAUUUAAUGCCAUUGCUUUGGCAUUAUCUGGAUAUACACGGGACAGGAAUUCGUUGUGGUGUGAAAUGUGUCACAGCAUUCAAGUGCAAUUGUCGGACCCAUACUUAAGAGCUAUUUUUACAUUUUUAACCACCGAUUCGGAAACUUAUUCAGAAAUAUUGUAUAAAGACUCGUUAGAYAUUGCAGACAGGAUUGCUUUUGCCUGUAUAUAUCUGUCCGAUCAAUCGUUAUGUGAAUAUAUUAAUUAUUUGACGCAAACAAUGAUUGAAAGCGGAAAUCUAAGGGGAAUAAUAGUAACGGGUAUUACAAAUGAAGGACUUGACUUAUUUGCCCGUUAUAUAGAGCUUACCACUGAUGUCCAAACAAUUAGUUUAAUAUUAUUAAAAGCUCUUCCCAGUGCUAUCAGUCAAUCUCCCAGAGCUAAGAUGUGGACAGAAAGYUACAGACAAUUACUGGACUGUUGGCGUCUGUGGAACAUAAGAGCCCAGUUUGAUAUCGAUUGGUAUAAAGGAUUGUGUCAUUUGAAAGAACCGAAACAACAGAUAUUUGUUUCAUGCAAUUACUGUGGUUUUCCAAUCAGUUCAUACAUUAGUCAACCUAAGACAGUGAAAGCACAGGAACAGUAUCAGCAACAGUUGUCACACCAUCACCACAACCGAAGCAGUUCUACCACAUCAUCGAUUCAUAAGAAUCGCAUUCAAAGUUGUCCUCAAUGCCGAAAACCAUUACCCCGUUGUGCGCUUUGUUUGACACAUUUAGGAACACCUGGCGGCCAAUACUGGAGACCAGGUCUUACGUUCAAUAAAAGUGAAAGAAAGUUAACACCUUUUAAUUCAUGGUUUACUUGGUGUCAAACGUGUAGACACGGAGGUCACGCCAACCAUAUAAUACAAUGGUUUAAUGAACACAUCAAUUGUCCGGUUGCCGGUUGUGAAUGCAAAUGUAUGUCAUUGGAUGCCAACUCGAAACUGUCAUCAAAUUUGCCGGUUUAAUAACAAAUAUUCAAUUUAUUAUUUAUAUUUUUAUAUU